AUGGUCAACCAUGACCACCAGCGCUUGAAUCAAAUCAUGCUCUCUUUGCGCCAGGUGCAAUAUGAAUGUGUGGCCGAGCAGAAGUGCCACAACCAGAUGCUUCAAAUCAUGAGGAAUUGGAGAUGUCCAGACCAAAUAGAGCAAUGGGUGGCACAAGACGCGACUUUGGAUCAGGCAUUGAUCCGAGCGUGCCGGCGGUUGGUGCGACAGUUCCUAAUGAAGCGAGCGAAUGAAAAGUCUCCAAGCGGCCUCACGUACAAUCAGCUGGUGAAAGCGCUCGACAGUAGAUACACCUGCAUGGAGGACUUCUGCCGACAUAUUGUUGAUCCCUUGGGCAGGGAUGCAGAGACAUUGGCCCUAGAUGCCCUUCCACAACAGCUGGGCAUCGGCUUGCGAAUGUGGAUCCUGGACCGACGUGAUGAGGUAAAUCUUGUCAGCCUUGACACUCCGGGACCACAAAACGAGGUCGAUGUGCACGUUUUGUUCAAGCCUGGCCAUUAUGACCUGCUGUAUCCAGGCCCACAUUCUGACAGCGCUCCACCCACGUACGCAGCAUGUGGUGUAAAGCUGAGACUCCAACACGACAGGUCCUUAUUGGAGACCACCAACAACUUCGACCUUCAACAGCUGCCAAGCCCUCAAGUUUAUCGCUUGUCCAAGCAGUUUCAUUUGGACGUGUCACUCUUCGAGCGGUUGAUCCACAACGGAGCUGACCAUGUCACUCUGCUUCAGCAGAGACGAAUGCAUCCGAAGAUAUCUCGCUUGAUCAAGCCGUAUUAUCCUCAACUUCGGGACCAUUCCAGCACUGAGAGGUAUCCGGAGAUUCGAGGCAUCAAUGCAAGAAGCUACUUCAUGACGCACUUCCACUUCGAGGACGACGAGGGAGAAAGUCAUUCCCAUUUAAACACAUUUGAGGCGAACUUUGUAAGCGCUUUGUGUGCGCAUUUGGUCUCAUGUGGCUAUGAGGAGUCGCAGAUCACGGUGCUAUCACCAUAUUUGGGCCAGGUGCGUUUGUUGAAGAAGAGGAUCCAGCGUGAUCCAACAACGCAGCAAAUCGCUGUGACAGCUGUUGAUAAUUUCCAGGGUGAAGAGAACGACAUCAUUGUCAUAUCAUUGGUCCGUUCCAAUAGGGCUCGUCAAAUGGGCUUCCUUGCCGUGGAGAAUCGAAUCAACGUGGCAUUGACCCGUGCGCGCCAUGGUAUAUUCAUUGUUGGCAAUGCAGUCUUCCCCUCAGCUGCACUUGACGUCUCACAACUGCAGCUUUGCCAUAUUGGAAAGUUAUCGCGCCCAUCUAUCUUCGUUUUGCUCAUCACUUGUUGA
Messenger RNA from Cladocopium goreaui, 1320 nucleotides. Lineage: Eukaryota; Dinophyceae; Suessiales; Symbiodiniaceae. The record is from the annotation of a GenBank genome assembly.